Molecule: messenger RNA, 855 nt
Organism: Morchella sextelata
Lineage: Eukaryota; Fungi; Ascomycota; Pezizomycetes; Pezizales; Morchellaceae
Exons: 4
Coding region: 1-855 (284 amino acids)
Biological process (GO): carbohydrate metabolic process
Molecular function (GO): hydrolase activity, hydrolyzing O-glycosyl compounds
Source: RefSeq, a predicted model, not a curated record
AUGCGGUCAAUCAUUUCCUUCGCGGUGCUUUGCGCGCUGUUCAUGCAGUCGGCAAUGGGCGUCUACGUCUUCUCCGUCUUCACCUCUACCAGCGAGAGCAACAUGUACAUCUACACUUCUGAUGAUGCCCUCAAUUUCUCGCUCCUCAAAGGGCCUGCCUACGUCCCCACAACCGGCCUUAUUCGCGACCCUAGCAUAAUCCGCCAUACCGACGGCGACUACUACGUCUCCUACACGACCAACUGGGAAGGCCGCGACUUUGCCAUCGCGCGCAGCAGCAACCUCCUCAACUGGACACUGCACACGACCGUCAGCAUCUCUGACACCACUCAGGCCCGUACCUGGGCACCCGAGAUCUUCCAGGACCCGCGCACGGGGGAAACCAACAUCAUUGUCUCGCUCGGCGAGUCGCUAACCACCUUCAAUCCCUACCUAUACACCGCAACAGACGACACACUCACAAGCUGGAGCGGGCCGGUUGCCAUGGCCGGUAUCGGCCCCAACUAUAUUGACACAUUCAUCGUCUGGGAUGAGGACAGCAAGAUGUACCAUGCAUACACCAAGAACGAGACGAGCAAGUACCUCGAACACGCCGUCGCUACGAGUCUCGCAGGGCCAUGGACCUUCGUACAAACUGGCAACUUUGCAGGAUUCGGGCGAGCAGAAGGCCCCUGCAUCACGACGCUCGAGAACGGCAUGUACAGGCUGUUCGCAGAUGGGUACGACAGCGGAAAGUACAUCUAUAGCGAUAGCUGGGACCUGUACACCUGGAGCACAUACCAGGAGGUACCUGGUGGCCUCUCGGGCUUCAUCAGGCACGGCACUGUCAGGGACAUGGGCCCUGGCCCUUUGUAG